Messenger RNA from Thamnophis elegans (Western terrestrial garter snake), 558 nucleotides. RefSeq names its product C-type lectin lectoxin-Lei1-like. The coding region runs from base 14 to 496 and encodes 160 amino acids. The transcript has 5 exons. NCBI's taxonomy places the organism in Eukaryota, Metazoa, Chordata, Lepidosauria, Squamata, Natricidae. Gene Ontology annotation, molecular function: signaling receptor activity. The record is from RefSeq and is a predicted model, not a curated record.
AGGAAGGCAGACGAUGGGGCGAUUCAUUUUUCUGAGCAUGGGCUUGCUGGUGGUGGCCCUCUCCUUAAGUGGAGCUGGAGCUGAUCACCACUGCCCCCCCAGUUGGUCCUCCUUUAAUGAGUUUUGCUUCAAGCUCUUCAAACAAUGGGAGACGUGGAACGAUGCAGAGAUGUCCUGCAGGCAAGCGCAGAACAGCAGCCACCUCGCCUCCAUCCACAGCUGGGCAGAGUCAUUUCAUGUGGGCCGGUUGCUCUCGCGCCAUUUCAUCCUUAACAAUGUCUGGAUCGGUCUGAGUGAUCCGCAGAAAAAUCUCACCUGGGAGUGGAGUGAUGGCUCCGAGGUCAGUUUUACACGCUGGAAUUCAGACCCCAACAACCUUCGCAAUAAGGGGAACUGUGUUCAGCUGUCCAAGUUUUCAGGCUAUCGUCAGUGGAAUGCUGUAAACUGUGGAUCACGUCAUUUCUUCAUCUGCAAGAUACAGCCAGAGUCUGAGUGAUGAGGCACCUGAUGAAACCUGCAGGAUUAAGGAAGCCCCCCCACCCCCCCGCACCUGCCAAA